UCUGCUCCGGUACCCAGCGCGAUGUCGUUCCCUCUCCAGGAGUACAUUGCGUCCCUGGACAGCGCUUGUCUCCCAAAAAUCCUACAAGUCUGCUCUGGGGUCUACUUCCAAGGGUCUGUCUAUGAGAUUUCUGGAAAUGAAGUAAGCUUCUCCACCGGCGACAUCAUCAAGGUCACCGGCAUGGAACUCUCAUCCAUCUGCUGCGAGGAUGUCAGCAACAACGAGACGUUUGAGCUACCCGUUGAUCAUACAGGCUUGAUGAAGGUGAUCCCAGAGGAGACUCCGUACAGCACGGUGGAGGAGCUUGUCAAGCUGAGACCCGUGAGCCUCGAUUCCUGCUUCCCAGUCACCUUUACGAGCAACACCAAGCUGACAUUGGACAAUGUCACAUUGGGUGCUGGCGCCACUUUGACCGUGCUAUCAGUGUUGGAAAAUGAAGACCGGUGCCGCUGCCACGUCCGGCCUGGACCGGGCCAGUCCUCGGCUGAGGUCAACGUGCCGUUGGGGACGCGUGGCGAGUUCUACAUCCAUGGGAGCGAGGAAAGCUUCACCCCCAGGGAGAUUGCAACGUCGCCGCACCUACGUAGCCAACGCUUUCGCUUCGAGAAUGCCACCAUGUGCAAGCGCACAUUCAUCCUUAGCCCCAUUUACCAGAUCUCCGCCAUCAUGAACCUAAGGAAGAAUGUGUUGCAAUUCCCGUCCAGUUUGGAGAUGGAUGUGAUUGACAUCUCAGACACGUGCGAAGACACCAGUUUUGUGACCCCACUCAGCCUGCUGGAAGUUCAUUCCCAACCGGAGCAAACAUUCCCCGUGGUUGUGGAGGUCCUGGAGGAUCCCGAGAUGAACACAAUGUUUAAGUGCAGUUGGCUAUCGCAGCUCCACAGGGGAACGAUGUUGAUUUUUCACCAAAAGUCAACCUCUUCAAUGACCGUGAUAUCCAGCUUGAAGAGCCGCAAACCGCAGCAGUAUUUUCUGGUCUCCAAGCAGUACGCGGGCCGCUUCCGUAGGCGUCCCAGGGGGUUCGAUUCUGUGUACGAGCUCUACGUGGCCUCCACGCAAACACCAGGCUUGAAGGUGUCCGUUGUAAGGAACAGCGAGGAAGUGGAGGAGGAAGGUCUUCCCGGGCUUACCGUCGGCGAGCGACUGGAGGUCAUCGGAUGCCGAAAAGUCCAACUCCCGUGCGGCCACGUGGAAGUAGUAGUUUGUCAACAUCUCCAAGACAUGGACGAUGACAGAGAUGAUGAUGAUGAUCAAGAUGGCGAAGAGAACAACGAGGACCUCAUUUACCUUCCUUUGUAUAUGCAAGGCCAAUUUGUGGAGCUACUCAGUGACAACAAGAAAUACACACUAGAAGACCUUAGCCAAAAGACGCUUCUGGAUGUGAAAGCGGUGACUCGGGACCCCGAGCUGGAGAAAGACCCACUUCUCGGGUUUACAUGUCUCCGAAUAGAAGGGACAACGCUAGAACCCACCAUCCAGGCCAGCUUCCUGGACAUGCCUGACCGCUGCUUCGAGAUCCCGGUUCAAAGGCUCGGCCUUACCGUGUGCUGUACCCAACAGCCUCUACCGUGGUCUCCAAACCAGCCCCCUAAAUGCAGCGUGGACCGCGUAACAGAGGUUACGGACAGGUUCUUACACGAAUUUCAAAAAGAGGCUGCUCCCAUCACAGACCCUCCUCCUAGACCUCCGAAAAGGAUCCCAUCCGUGCCAGUAGUAAGCAAAAGCGUUCCUACCAAAGAGUUUAAUAACAUUAAGAUGCAGAACAGAAGGAGCUCCUCACCACUGCCGGCUACUACAAAUGUCAGCCAUCAACCACCGCCGCCACCACGCAAGUUGCCAGUCAUUCAGGUCUCAGAAAAGAGGUCCACACCCAACACCUAUGUAGGACUAAAGGGUACAAUUAAAGGGCCAGUCCGCAAGGAGGUGUCGGAAAGCGACGACGCCGAGUAUGAGCAAGUUGAUGAAAUGUUGUUAGAAAUGUUGAAGAAUGCACAAGAGACCGUCUCAUACUAUUAGACAGUCGCGGCUUAUAAUACAAAAUCAUUCAGCUGUUUCUUGAUUUAAAACAUAGGGUAAAAUAAAUAAAAUGGAAAGUUGUUUUGCCACAAGGGGCGGUAUUAUCCACACAAAACAAAAUGUACAACGUGCGAAAAAAAAAAAAACAAGAAUCACAAGCUGAAAAUACUUUAUUUGAGAAGACAAAUUACCUGUGUCUAAAAAGAAUUUUUUUUUUUUUUUACAAUUAUCAAAAAGCACCUUCAACAAAAUCCAUCUAAACAACGAUGCCUACAUGCCAUAGUCAGUUGACUUGUAGUGGUCUUCGUCGAUGGUGGAGAAGACAUGACCUUCGUUGCCGAGGAAUUCCAACACUUGCCUGCGGGGCGGUGAUAAAAAGCAUUCUUGUAAGGGGCGUCGCGUGGCAUGGGGUAUUACAUUCUGACGGUAUGGAAAAACUUUGACAAAAAUGUCACGGUAUCAAAAUUAAACCAUGUUGGUGAUCCCUUCUGUAAAUAAUUAAGCUGUGCAUAAUGCUUUGCAAAAUAAAUUUUGGGAUGUGUAAAACAAAGAAACAAGGGUUUAUGCCUUUAAUAACAUUUAUAUUGGCUUGCUAAGAUUGCACUUUCAAAAGUUCAUUAAAAUGUGCAAACAAAGUAGAAUACCUGAGUAUUUCUUCAAAUGCAGAAUUAAAACUAUUAAAACUAAAUUAAAACACCUGAGCCUAGCCUCAGACGGUAUAAAAUAAAUAAAUGAGGAUCUAAGUACAACAAAAGAACAAUUGACUAACUUGCAUAGCCAAAUCCGCUAGCUUAAAUGCUAUAAAAUGUGACACCCCCCCCACCCCCCCAAACCUGUUAACAAAUCUUUCAAACACAUAUUCCCACAAAAUACUGCUAAAUAUACUGUGGGGCAAAUAAGUAU
Molecule: messenger RNA, 2919 nt
Organism: Corythoichthys intestinalis (scribbled pipefish)
Lineage: Eukaryota; Metazoa; Chordata; Actinopteri; Syngnathiformes; Syngnathidae
Gene: themis2
Product: thymocyte selection associated family member 2
Exons: 6
Coding region: 22-2016 (664 amino acids)
Biological process (GO): T cell receptor signaling pathway
Cellular component (GO): cytoplasm; nucleus
Source: RefSeq, a predicted model, not a curated record